This is a messenger RNA of Momordica charantia (bitter melon), 1843 nucleotides long. Its product is annotated as 5'-adenylylsulfate reductase 3, chloroplastic. Gene Ontology annotation, molecular function: phosphoadenylyl-sulfate reductase (thioredoxin) activity. The record is from RefSeq and is a predicted model, not a curated record. NCBI's taxonomy places the organism in Eukaryota, Viridiplantae, Streptophyta, Magnoliopsida, Cucurbitales, Cucurbitaceae.
AUAGCGUUCCAGAAUAACGCAGACAGCAAUUCCAUUCAAUUCAAUUCAAUUUGAAAGCGGAACCCAAAGGGAAGAGUAAUUAUUCUUUUGUCUUUCAUGGCGCUUGCUGCUGCUUCUACUGCUUCUGCGAUUUCUGCUUCUAAUGUGCAACAUUUUGCCGCUACCUCUGAACCUAAAGCUCCACGAAUCGGUUCUGUUCACCUGUUGAAUCGGCCGCACAUUGCCUCCGUUGGACUCAAUUACUCACCAAGAGGAUCCAAACGGAAUGCUUCUCUUGUCCCUCUCGCAGCGAAUACCAUUACUGCUGAGGUGGCAGAGAAAGUGGAGACGGUGGAGGACUAUAAUGGAUUAGCCAAAGACCUUGAAAAUGCGUCCCCUCUGGAAAUUAUGGACAAAGCCCUCGAGAAAUUUGGGGAUGACAUUGCGAUUGCAUUCAGUGGCGCAGAAGAUGUUGCAUUGAUUGAGUAUGCUCGUUUGACUGGUCGACCAUUUAGGGUGUUUAGCCUAGACACUGGGAGGUUGAAUUCGGAAACAUAUAAGUUCUUUGAUGAGGUGGAGAGACAUUAUGACAUUCAUAUCGAGUACAUGUUCCCAGAUGCUGUUGAAGUUCAGGGAUUAGUUAGGAACAAAGGGCUGUUUUCAUUCUAUGAGGAUGGCCACCAGGAGUGCUGCCGAGUAAGGAAAGUGAGGCCUUUGAGGAGGGCCCUAAAGGGGCUCCGAGCAUGGAUCACCGGACAAAGAAAAGACCAAUCUCCUGGAACUAGGUCUGAGGUUCCUAUUGUUCAAGUUGAUCCUGUUUUCGAGGGGUUGGAUGGUGGCAUUGGGAGUCUGAUUAAGUGGAACCCUGUAGCCAACGUUGAUGGUAGAGACAUAUGGAACUUUUUGAGGACCAUGAAUGUGCCUGUGAAUUCCUUGCAUUCUCGAGGAUACGUCUCAAUUGGAUGUGAGCCGUGCACAAGGCCUGUCCUCCCAGGGCAGCAUGAAAGAGAAGGAAGGUGGUGGUGGGAGGAUUCCAAGGCCAAGGAAUGCGGUCUUCACAAAGGAAACCUUAAACAGGAAGCUGUUCCCCAGCUCAAUGGCAAUGGAAAUGGAGCUCUUCACGUAAGUGGAACUCCCACAGUUAAUGACAUCUUCAACUCCCAGAACUUGGUGAACCUUAACAGAACUGGAAUAGAAAACUUGGCCAGACUGGGGAACCGGAAAGAACCUUGGCUUGUUGUUCUCUAUGCACCGUGGUGCCAGUUCUGCCAGGCUAUGGAAGGGUCAUAUGUUGAAUUGGCUGAGAAGUUGGCAGGGAGUGGAGUGAAAGUUGGAAAGUUCAGAGCCGACGGUGAGCAGAAGGAGUUCGCCAAACGAGAGUUGCAGCUAGGCUCCUUCCCCACAAUACUCUUCUUUCCCAAACACUCAUCUAACCCAAUCAAGUACCCAUCGGAGAAGAGGGAUGUUGACUCGUUGAUGGCUUUUGUGAAUGCCCUACGAUGAUAUAUUACAUAUAGCAAAGGAAAAAUCAAGUCCUAAUAGAUACACAUUGAUCGCCAUUAUCCAAGUGGAAAAAACUCACACAGGCUCCAAUCUUGUUGGGUUCUGUAUUCAUCCGAGGAUACUAACCGUUAACCACCACCGGGAUGGACGUUGAGAUUGAAAUCAAAACUUGGGCAUCUUUUUGGAGCUUAGAGCUUCUGGUUCUGAAAUUAUAGGCUCAAGUUUUUGUUAUCCGUGGCACGUACAUGUACAAAGAGUCCAAGGAAUAGAUUGUAGAUUGUUUUGUUUGAGGAUUUGUCUGGUCUCGGGUCUCUUUUGGUUGUAAUGAUCUUCGUUUGUGCAAUAGUUGGGCUUCAUGUUU